AUGGAUAGCAGCAGUAGUUACAGUCACAGCAAGGUACCACAGUUUGAUGGAACAGGUUAUGGUUUUUGGCGCAUCAGGAUGGACACAUAUCUAAAAUCAUUGGGCUAUGGUGUUUGGAUGUCUGUAAAGAAUGGAUACAAAAUUCCCAUAGGUGAUAUAACUGAUACAGUUGAACUCAAGAAGUAUGAAAAUGACUCUAAGGCUAAGAAUGCACUUCUGAGUGCAUUGGUCAGCACUAAGUUUGCUAGAGUUGUUGGAUGUGAGACUGCUAAAGAAGUGUGGGACAAGUUACAGAAUGUCCAUGAAGGUGAUGAGAAGAUCAAAGAAGCAACACUGUAUGAUAAUUUGAAGAUGUCUAAUGAAGAUACAGUAGAAAGCUUCAUGAGUAAAGUGAAUGAAAUUAUAAACGCCAUCAGAAGUCUUGGUGAGGAAAUCAAGGAUGCAGUGGUAGUAAAGAAGAUUUUCUCAGGUCUUUGCCAGAUCUCUAUAACCCAAAGGCGUCUGCUAUAG
This is a messenger RNA of Telopea speciosissima, 510 nucleotides long. RefSeq lists its product as uncharacterized. Lineage: Eukaryota; Viridiplantae; Streptophyta; Magnoliopsida; Proteales; Proteaceae. The record is from RefSeq and is a predicted model, not a curated record. The transcript has a single exon. The coding region runs from base 1 to 510 and encodes 169 amino acids.